This is a messenger RNA of Haliotis rufescens (red abalone), 3600 nucleotides long. Its product is annotated as laccase-like. Bases 174 to 2321 code for a protein of 715 amino acids. Gene Ontology annotation, molecular function: copper ion binding; oxidoreductase activity. Gene Ontology annotation, biological process: iron ion transport. The record is from RefSeq and is a predicted model, not a curated record. The transcript is spliced from 4 exons. Lineage: Eukaryota; Metazoa; Mollusca; Gastropoda; Lepetellida; Haliotidae. Gene Ontology annotation, cellular component: plasma membrane.
GUAAUAUUCGAUACCUGUCGAAAACCUCCCAACCGUAUCACCUUACCUGCCGGAGAAACCCAUUGGGAUACAAAGCAUGUCAUAAAGGGGAAAACAGGUUCUCAUCUGCACUGCGAGGGACUGUCAAUCAGGUCCGACCUUCCAACCGAACAGACCACAGUGUCAAUCACAGGAUGUGGUGUUUCCGAGCAGUGUCUUGCCUCUUGCUGUCAAUCAUGUCAGCGAGGGGCGUGGCCUCAGAGUGCAAGAUGGCAGAUGAAGAGUGCGAAUUCGUUCUUGUCAUUGACAAACGCCUCACAAUGAUGAAAGGGUCCGAGGCCGUUUUCCCCGAGGGAGGGAAUCUGUAUAAGUAUAACGUUGACAAUACGUCAGCUGCUACUCCAGAGACAUCCAUUGGAGUCAUCCAGGCAGACGGCUUCGAACCACAGCGAGUCGUAACCGUGGCCAAUGGCUCCAUGCCCGGGCCUGCUAUCGAGGUCUAUGAAGGUCAAACUGUAAUCGUCCAUGUUAAAAAUCACCUCCACAACGAAGGAUUGUCCAUCCACUGGCACGGACUUCAUCAACAAGGUACGCCAUAUAUGGACGGUGUGGCCUUCAUAACGCAGUGUCCUAUACUUCCGGGUCAAGAGUUCACCUACAAGUUCAAGGCCAAACCCAAGGGCACAUUCUGGUAUCAUUCUCAUAUGGGCAACCAGAGGACCAUGGGGCUUCUAGGCCCGCUGAUCAUCAGAGAGAAGAAACCACUGGUGAUGGAAGAAAUGGUAAUGGUGCUACAAGACUGGAACCACGACGACUCAAUGGCCGACCUUCUGAAAAUGAUGUUUGGAUCAUUCAAAAACAGACAAAAGGUUCCAACUACGGAUUCUCUUGACGGCUCCCAUUUCAGCCGAUAUGCAAUGUUGAGUGGGCUAAUCAACGGAAAGGGACGACUCUAUCAUAAAGACGGAAAGCAUAACGGAGCCCCUCUUACAACCUUCGAUGUUAAACCAAACACACAGUACAGGUUCCGGGUCAUCGCCGCUGGCCACCUCUACCCAUUCCGGGUGUCCGUGCACGGUCACGAACUGACCAUUGUGGCGUCCGACGGGUAUGACCUACGUCCAGAAGUCGCAGAGUCCUUCAUCAUCAACCCUGGUGAGAGAAUCGACUUCAUCCUCAACACCACGAACGCAGUGGACAACUACUGGAUUCGGGCACAAACUCUCGAGAAAGGUGUGGACCACAGAGCUGAAGCUAUUCUCAGAUACGAAGGCGCGUCUGAAGCAGAGCCAACCUCAGUCAGAAGAACAUGCUCGGUUGUCAAUCCAUGCCGUGUCAUCAACUGUCCCUUCACAUACUACCCAAUGCAGCAUACCCAAUGCCUCCGGUUCGACCAGCUCAAAUCUUUGGCUGAUGAUGACCCCGCUCCCAUGGUGACAGCUGGGAAGUUCAAGGAACACUUCCUCAAUUAUGCUUUCCCUGGCACAAAAGAAUAUCCGGGACAGGUCAACGGCCGGGCAUUCGUGAUGCCAAGUGUGGCUGCUUUGACGCAGCCGGAUGAGAUACACACUACGUGUGACAAGGAGGACUGUGGUGAGGAGAGGACGUGCCACUGCACCUACAAGCUGGAUCUAACAUACGGAGACACUGUUCAGAUGGUCCUCCUCAACUUGGGAAACGGGAAGGGUUGGUCUCAUCCAGUUCAUCUCCAUGGCCAUUCCUUCUACGUGCUUAAGAUGGGCUAUGCGCAAUACAACGCCUCCAACGGGCAGGUCAUAGGCGAUAACAUUGAUAUUGAUUGUCACAACGUCAGUCACAACUUCUGUAAUUCGCCAACUUGGGCCAACUCAUCGUGGACGGGGGAUAACAUACCUGGCCUGGAGCUGAAGAACCCACCGCGGAAGGAUACCAUUAUAGUGCCAACUGGUGGUUAUGCGGUUGUGAGAAUCCGCGCUGACAAUCCUGGACUGUGGUUCAUGCAUUGCCACAUUGAGAUGCACAGUGCUGACGGGAUGGCGAUGAUGAUCAACGAGGCUCAGGACCAUCAUCCUGCUCCGCCGGAUAACUUCCCGAAAUGCGGGAGCUUCGGCCCUAAAAUUACGUUUAGCAAAAAUAAUGAAAGAGGGGAAAUCGAGAAAGAGAGCAAGGAAGAAAACAAAAUGGUACGGCAUGACUUGUUCUGGACUGUGGUCGGCUGCCUGAUCGGGGUGUGCGCACUUCAGUUCCUCAUCCUGCUGUGCAUGUGCUGCCGGCGAUGCGAGGGGUCGGGCCGGGAGAAAUACAACAUGGAGCCAACAUUUACCCCUAACCCACAGGAAAACAAGGGAUACCUAAAGUAUUAAAUGUCGAAGGUGUACACGUCAGGCGAGAUCAGGAAUUUACAAUUCACGCAACCACCUAUCCUGCGUCCCCUAUUGACUGAGUGUACCUCAGCUUACACCGGAAGUGAACAUGAAGGAUGAAUUGGAUUUUUAAAAUUUCCUUACAUACCUUAGAGUCUACUGUGUAUACUGAGGUCAUACUGAGUAAGGAUAUUGUUUCGAUCAUUUAACCAAAACAUGCAAUUGUUUUCAGUGAAAGAAGAAAGCGAACAAGGUAAUUUCACAACACAUUUUCUACAGGAUAUGCAGCUCUUAGCGAAACAAGAUAUCUUUUCAAAACAAGAAUUCCAGGAUAACUGCCAUCCCCCAAAUAUUAACAUCAACCACGCAAAUACAUAAACAACAUCAGUGUUUUUAAGGUGCAAUGGAUGUUUGUUCUUUUAUACGUUAGCAGGAAAUAUGUCACUCACGAUUCUCUGUUAUAUACAUUUCUAUGUAUUCAUUCGCUCAUUCACUCAUAUAUUAAGUAUGUAAGCCAUACAAUUUAUAGGUAUUUUUAUAUUUUUUACCAAUCAUUGUACUCUGAAUGUGUUGAUUUUAGAAGCGUUGAUUGUGCAUUUUUCAGAUUGUUAUUUGUAUGCGUAUUUCUUAACUUCAUACGCGUAAGUGCUAAUAUACGGGAAAUACGAGAUGAGUGUGUAUGGUUUUACGCCGCUCUUAACAAUAUCUUCGGCGUGACGAGCGAACGCUUUAACCACUAGGCUAUAGGCCCCGAAAUACGAGAUGUACCCCACAUGAAUGGUACAACAGGGAUACGAGAUGGACUCCGUACGUGAAUGUCCUGCAAGGUCGUCAGCAACACACGAUACAUGUGUACUGUCUAAGGCGCCGCAUUUCGUUGUACGGACUUCUGUCAUCUUAAGCGUGCCAGGUACCUGUGUCUGUGGGUUCGAAUCUGUUAUGGUUCUAGUUUGUACACUUGUUUCAGGUUCCCUCUCACGUCAAGCCGACACACCGUGAUAAAACUGUAAUACUCUUAAAAGGGUCGUCAGUGCAAGCUCACUCACUCACUCACGUGAUCUUAUUUAGAUUGGAUUUAUCUUGAUGUAUUUGUAUAUGUACGGUCAUAGAUAUAUAGUUUUACACUCUACAGUAGAUGCUUUGUGUUACAUACAGUGUAAGUCAUGAUGAUCGAUACUGCACACGCGCUUAACUUCAGCUCCCUUUGGAGACUAACUCUAAGUUAGAUACGAUUUCUCCAGAUUUAUAUAUACAGUAAUAAAGAUAUAGUUUUACACUA